GCAGGCAAAAAACAAGUGGCGCACACUCGCAGCCGAACCUUCCGAACGCGCUGACCGCGCGCUCACUCUGUGUGUGUCUCUCUAGCGGGCCGUGGAAUGUUUCCUCCAAAUCGUGCUUGGAGUGUGUAGAGUUGAGUGUGCUGCUGUUUGCUGCUACUGCUGUGCAAUUCGCGCAAUCUAAGUGUUUUGAUACAUCUCGUAGGGCAAAAUAAUUGUAUCUGUGUAAGUGUGUGAGAGUGGUCUAUGCCCUCGUGUGUGUAUGUGUGUGUGUUUUUGUUUAAUUUGUGAAUUGUGAUUCGCGCUCUGGGCCGUGAGCUUUUCCCGUUUUAUUCGCAGUGCGUUUCUUUAAAUCGGUCGGAACACAGCACAACAACGCAAUCAUCUCGUGUUUGUGUGUGUGUGUGUGUGGUCUAUCGCUUUUUUUUUUCGUUCGUCGCCCAGCUGCACAUCUAUUUCGGAACCCGUGCGCGCGUGUGUGUGUGCGUGUAUGUGUGUUUUGUUAAUUUAUUUCCCCCUCUCAACCAGUGUGCGUGUGUGCUGUAUCCCCCCGCCCAAUAGUAAAAAGUUGUUCUCGAUCGUGCGUGAUCGUGCGUGAAAAAAGUGUCUCUCCGGGUGUGUCUGUGCUUCGUUUCGAAAGAAGUAGAAGAAUAGAGUGGGGGAAUCAAAUAGAAGCCUAGAAAAGGAAGAAAAAGAAGUGUGUACGUGUGUGUGUUUGUGUUUCGAAAUCGAAGGCUGCUUCCUUCAAGGCUGUCCCUUUUUUUGGGAGAGUUUUCUGUAGCCCAAGAGUGUGCCCGACUGUGUGUGCCCCCGUAGCCCAAAGCCAGCAGGAAGGACGAAGGCUGCUGUAAAAGGAAGGAAACGGACAUCAGCAACACAUCCGUUCGUUUUUGCCACAACGCCUACUGUGAACCGGUCGAACAUACGAAGUCACGUUCCAAUCACACAUACAACAAAAAAAAACCCCAUCGUCUGAUCCUGGUGCGUGCAGCAGCAGGCCACACAAGCACUCCUGUUAGCGCUCGCUCUGGUGGGUUUUUAACCCGUGCAGCAAACAUCCUUUCCUUUGGCGGACAGAUGUAUCCGGCGUAGUGCAGCAAACGGAGAGUGUGUGUGUUGUUCCACUCCAAAUCCGUGGUUCAAUUCGUAGCUGAAGAACGCCCGCACAACCAAGGAGGAGAGUGCGUAGUUGUAGACUGCUCUACGCGUCCUCUGCUAGUGACAGGGUGCCGGAGGAGGACGCUAGGGUUCUGGGGUCGUACGCUGGAGUGGUGUCCUGCCGCCCCGGUCUGAUAAUACGGCGUCACCAGCCAUGCUAGCACCGGGCAUUCGAGUCGCCCGCGGUCCCGACUGGAUCUGGCAUGAACAAGAUGACGGCGAGGGACACGUCGGGACGCUGUGCGAAGUAGGACGCUCCGGAUCGACCCACUCGCCAGACAAAACGGUCGUCGUGAACUGGGACUCGGGCCAUCGGACCAACUACCGCGUCGGCUACCACAAGCAGUACGAUCUGAUCGUGAUCGACAACGCACAGAUCGGCGUGAAGCAUCCGAACAUCAUCUGCGACGGCUGCAACAAGGCGGGCAUCGCGGGCAUCCGGUUCCGGUGUGCCGAGUGUGCCUCGUACGACCUGUGCGCGACCUGCUACGGGAACGAUCUGCACGACCUCGAGCAUCCGUUCAUCCGCUUCCAGACGGCCAACUUGGUCGGCAUCCGUUUGCCACCGCGGAAGGGCGCAGCCAAGAUACAGCUAAAAGGCAUCUUUGUCGGUGCGAGAGUAACGCGCGGUCCCGACUGGGAAUGGAAUAAUCAGGACGGCGGUCCGGGCAAGACUGGUCGUGUUAUGGAAAUUCGCGGCUGGGACAACGAAUCCUGUCGCAGCGUCGCCAGUGUAGCGUGGGCCUCCGGCUCCACCAACGUGUAUCGGUUAGGGCAUAAGGGAAACGUGGAUCUGCGGUACGUGCAGCCAGCCGUCGGCGGAUAUUACUACAAAGAUCACAUGCCAGUAUUAGGACAACCGGAAGAACAGCAGCCGGUUUCGCCGCCGGUGCGUUCGCACUUUUACGUCGGCGACCGGGUGCAGGUGGCGAUCGCGGAGGAUCGCCUCAAGAUGCUGCAGCAGGGCCACGGCGGAUGGAAUCCGCGCAUGGCCGAAUACCUGACGAAGGUCGGCAUCGUGCACCGGAUCACGGACAAGGGCGACAUACGGGUGCAGUACGAGGGCUGCGCCAACCGGUGGACGUUCCAUCCGGCGGCGCUCGUCAAGAUCUACAGCUUCAACGUGGGCGACAUGGUGACGUUCAUCUCGGACCCGGCCAAGAUGCAGCAUCUGCAGAAGGGGCACGGCGAGUGGAUCGAAACGAUGCACAACGUGCUGGGCAAGCCGGGCAAGGUGAUCAAGAUCUACGGCGAUGGGGAUUUGCGCGUCCAGCAGCUGGAUGACGAUAUGGCGUGGACGGUAAAUCCGAAGUGCGUCAAGCUGGCGUCAUCGUGUCAUGCGGCGGCGACAGAACGAUCGAACAGUAUGGCGGAUCUGAGCAAUCAGCGCAACCAGGAGCAUCAUAUGGCACCGUUGGCCGGGCUGACCGGGGGUACUGCGGCGGAUAAGCUGGUGCGGGAGGCGGCCCAGGGUAAUCUGGACUACGUGCAGAGUCAGCUAUGCAUGACUCCGGAGGCAGUGAACUACGUGAGCGGUGGCAAAACCUGCCUGCAAGUCGCAGCCCACCAGGGUCACGUGGAGCUCGUGAAAUACCUCAUCCUCAUGGGCGCCAACGUCAACGUGGUGGACAAGGAGGGUGAUUCCACCCUCCACUACGCCGCGUUCGGCAACCAGCCGGAGGUAAUGCGCGUCCUGCUCCAGCACAACGCCAGCAUCGACGAGCUCAACUCGUCCCACUGCUCCGCGCUGCACAUCUCCGCCCACAAGAAGCCGCCGCACUGCGUGAAGGUGCUGCUCGAGUUCGGCGCCAACGUGAACAUGCAGGACGCGUACGGCGACACCGCCCUGCACGACGCCAUCGGCAAGGAGAACACGGAAGUGGUCGAGCUGCUCUGCAGCUGCCCAACGCUCGACCUGACGAUCCGCAACCACCGCGGCUUCAACGCGCUGCACCACGCGUCCCUGAAGGGCAACGUGCACGCGGCGCGCCACAUCAUCCGCCUGGCGCGGCAGCUGGUGAACGUGCGCAAGGAUGACGGGUUCGCGGCGCUGCAUCUGACCGCGCUGAACGGGCACACGCGCGUCAUUGAGGUGCUGGUGCAGGAGGGCCAGGCGGACAUAAACAUCCGCAACAACCGCAGCCAGACGCCGUUCCUGCUGGCGGUGUCGCAGGGCCACACGGCCGCGAUCGAGAAGCUGGUCGAUCUGGGCGCGGACGUGCGGGCGCGCGACGAGGACGGCGACAACGCGAUGCAUCUGUGCAUCAUCAAGAAGGGCAACCUGGUGCACGACGUGUCGCCGACGGAUGCGCCGAAAAUACACGACAUCUACCAGUCGCUGGCUGGCAUCGUGAUCGAGCAUCGGUUGAUGUACGCGCUGCUGUGCUUUCUCGCCAGUGAGGGCUGCCCGUUGGACGUGAACCGGAAGGGCGCCCGUGUGCUCGACUGGAUCGGCAGUCCGCAGAUCAAGGAGAUCAUUGUGGAGUACGAGCGGACGCGGCUGGCACGGGAAGCGGCGGCAGCCGCCGCCCCCAACGGUCCCGUCAUCUCCACGAGCUACCCGGUCGCCCACGGUCUCGGUUCCGCGGUCGGCGGGUCGUGCUCGCGCAAUCUUCCCAACGCCGAGGAGGACACCCAGCAGUUGCUGUGCAACUUUGAGGGGAUGAGCAUUGCACCCGCGGGCUCCACCACCGCCGCGCCGAGCAUUGAGGCGGUGAGUGGUGGCAGCGGGCGGGUGGAGAAGCUUGCGGACGCUGCCGGCAGUGGAUCGCUUGCGCUCGAGAACGGCCUAGCGGGUGGUAGCGGCCUUCAGCACGCCUCGCCACCACCUCCACCAUCAUCCUCUUCCUCCAGUGGCCCGGCGGGCGGCAACAGCAGCAGCAGCAACAGCAAUCCCCCUACCCCUGCCCGCCGCAACCGGGGACAUGCGGCGGCAGCGGCGGCAGCAGCCGCCCGCGACGCAACCACUGCCGGUGCACUCGUCACACCGCCCGCCGUCCUCGGGGCCGGCAGUCACGGUGAUGAGUCGGAGCACGGCGCAGCACCCCAGCCACCCCCGCACACCUCCACCGAGCUGAACGUCAGCGGUAGCUUCGGCAACGACGUGUUUGUGCAGGCGUUCCACCCGCGCCACUCACCCAACAGAGCCUUAUCGCCCGCGAUGGGCGACUCGCCCGCCACCGGCGCCCCAAUCCCGCCCAAUCACGGGAUGUUCGCGAAACCGAUGAUGAAGCCGUGCCGCGGCGGGGCCAGCCAUCUGUCGGGCAUGUUCGGUACUACCACCAACGCUGCCGCCGCCGCCGCCGCCGCGAAGCAUAACAGCCCGCGGCAGUUCGUGCAGGACAAGAGCGUGCCCCAGCCACCAACGCCCGCCGCACCCGCCAGUGCCGCCGGUGCUGCGUCCUCCGCUAGUCCAACGCCACCGCCAGUGCCACCGCCGCUGCCGACGACGCCGGCCCAUCAGCUGCACCAGCUGCUCCACCAGCCGCCACUGCCCCCGACGGACGCACCGCGCGAGUGCAUCGUGUGCAACGAGACGCUCGCGCUGAUCGUGUUCGAGCCCUGCCAGCAUCAGAUCGCCUGCGCCGAGUGUGGCGUGCGGAUGAAGAAGUGUCUCACCUGCGGGCUGCACAUCGAGCGGCGCACGACCGCCGCCGGCUGCCCGCUCGAGGGCUCGAAGGACGGCCGGCUGCUGUCCGCCGACCGGCUGCGCUACCUCGAGAGCAAGAUCAUGGAGAUAGAGGAAACGCACUGCUGCAGCAUCUGCAUGGAGCGCCGGCGGAACGUCGCGUUCCUCUGCGGCCACAGCUCCUGCUCCAAGUGUGCGGAAACGCUCAAGAUCUGCCACAUGUGCCGGAAGCCGAUCACGAAAAAGAUUAAUCUUUAUUAGGAGCGGUUAGGGUGAAGCAUAAAAAAGGGUAAUUUGCGCUUGCAAAAAAGCAAAAGCAACAAGAUAUAGAACAAGAACCAUUAUAGGCUAGAUAAUCGAAAGGGCGAAAGGGGAGAGAAUGCUAAUGUCAGCUAAUUUGUAAGUGUUCACUAUUUAUUUCACAAUUUCCUAAACAAAACCGACCCAAACUCACCCUCACACACACAUAUACGCACACAGCGUCCCGUGCGUCUCGCAGCAAAACGUCCCAAAGCGUGUAGAGAGUAGGGCCGACUCUGAGCCCCUCCAAACACUACUUCCUAAAGCCUAGUCCUGUUUCGUAUUCUGUUUAGGGAGAGGGUUGCGCGCGGGCGUCUAGUGUUUAGUUCCCGUUCACCACCACCACCACCACCAUCCCCCAUAUAUCCAUCGUGUGUAUCUCUCUCACCGUGUGUAAAUAGAACGUUUUCGGUAUGUGUGUUAUAUAUAAAUAGGUAUAUAUAUAUAAAUGUAAAUGUAAAGUGUGUAUGUGUUCAACGAUAGAACAAAUGGUUCCCCGAUAGUCGAAAAUGCACAGCGCAUCAGCAUGAUCCUAUAGUGUGUGUGUGUGAGAAGUGUAUGUGUGUGUGGGUGUGGUUGAUAUGAUGUUCGGUUUAUCAUUAACGACGCGUAAAGGGACGAAUUAGUUUAUGGCACACAUAGUUUUGUUUGUUUUUGUUAGAUAACUAAUAGCUUAAUUUGCCUGCGUAUAUUAAAAAACGAAAUUAAAGAAGAAAAAACACAAACAGUCUAAAAAGUAUGGCAAAGAAUGGAGUUGAAAUGUGAGAAGAAUGUUCCGCCUCAGUCAAACCUCGUUGUUGUUCGCACCUUUCGUCUCGGUGGGCUUGUAAGUGUCACUUACGCAUUUGCACAAAACAUUGAUACGCUUGUAAAUACCGCUGCAAUGGCGUGAUCCAUCAUUACAACAAGCUUGUACAAGAGUGUGUUCAACAUCUGCAGCAUGAAGUUAAUGCUUUUCUUGAGGAUAGCUUUGCGACUUUUGCUCCACUGCAAACUAUUAUUGCCCAGUUUUAUGUUCCCCAGUAAGUGUGUUUUGUGGUUUUGUUUUGUUGUACUAUUUUCUCAUUAACGAGUUUAGUUUUUGCACAAUAUAUCGUACCAUCAGAUCAUUUGUGAAUACGCACAACUGCUUAAAAACACACAAUUGUGUCACUUUAUUAAAAAAAAACUCUCUCUCUCUCACACUCACUGCCUCAGCUAAGUCAAAACCAUGCCAAAAUUUGUCUUCUUUCCUUUUUCAUAAAAAUAAAAUCCGUCUCUGCGGGAAAGUGGAAGCGAAAAAUCAACAGUAUGUAUGUUAAAUAAACUAAAACAAAGGCGUUAACACUGAUUGUAAGCGAACGCAAAAUAUAACGAACAAGAAAGUAUAUCCCCGCACUGUGUAAGCGUUUGGUGAAAAUGUAGCUUUGUAGGAGCACACACAUACACACAUCGUGUAGCAAAGAUUGUUGUACGUUGUUGUGUUAAAAAAGCAUAACAGAAGACUUGUGUCUGACUCGCGAGGGGAGGGAGAGAAGAUUCACAGACACAUCCCGGUAGCUUUUUUAAAUUAAUCUCUAUUCCGUUGUUGAUCCCUUUUUAUAUCACAUAUUAUCGAAUCGAAUGAGACGAGCAUGCGAACUGCACAUUGGUGAUGGAAACACGCAUUCUGGGUGGUAGUGGUAGACCCAGAAGCAGGACUGCUGUAGCUAUUUUUGUACAACUGUUUCCAGCUGCUUUGUUUUCGGAAGUGCAAUAUAAGCCAAAAACAGUGCAAUAAGUGUAAUAAUGUUGCAUGCUCCCCGUUUUUUAGGUGAAGAUAGCAAGAGUCCGUUUAGUUCGAUAAUGAGCGAAUUUUAGGAGAAAAUAAACAGCGCAAACCCACCAUCACCACCACCACCGUUGCAGGUGUGGAAAAAUAGUUUGGAUUUAUAUCUUUUUUUUAAUAAUAGCUACCAACAGCACCUCCCGAAGAACAACAGCAUUGUCGCUUUUGUAUGUGCGUUUGAUGUACAAGCUGGACA
This is a messenger RNA of Anopheles coluzzii, 7086 nucleotides long. RefSeq names its product E3 ubiquitin-protein ligase MIB2 (gene mib2). Gene Ontology annotation, cellular component: cytoplasm. The transcript has 7 exons. Gene Ontology annotation, biological process: protein ubiquitination. Gene Ontology annotation, molecular function: zinc ion binding; protein binding; ubiquitin-protein transferase activity. Lineage: Eukaryota; Metazoa; Arthropoda; Insecta; Diptera; Culicidae. The coding region runs from base 1310 to 5044 and encodes 1244 amino acids. The record is from RefSeq and is a predicted model, not a curated record.